GCGAGCAACGUUGCAAGGCCAAGCGUGGUGCUCUAAUCGCGGCCGCCGAGCCAAGAGACAUAUAUGUUGUGCUCGGUCGCCGACUCUGAGGCCAAGCUGCUGCCAUCGGGCAUGAACGAGGAGGAUUCCCAGAGCCCCAGCUGCUCGUACCCCGGCGGCAGCAGCCGCGCACCGCCGCGGUCGGUGUUGCGCCAGCGGCCGCUGGGCAACUUCCUGCAGCGUCGGGCACCCACCGCCAGAGACGCGUUUCCAGAGACCGAGAUCAUGUUUCCGCUGCUGCCGGACAGUCGUGUGGACGCCUGGAGUGGCGGCUACCCGCUGGACAGCCCUCCGGACUCUCUACGGCUCCGUUCGACCAACGGCCGGACGCAAGGUCCUAGCUCGGCGCGGAUGGGCCGCUCGGCAGCACGCAAGCGGACAUCCCGUGACGGCGGUUCGCGCCAGGGCAGUCAGCGGCGGCGCGCCGCGCGUGACGCUGGACCCACGAGGAGCGUGUCCAGUGGGUUCUUCAAGAGGAUCUUCCGGGGAACGCCGCGGAAGUACUCGUUGCCGCCUGAGCCGAAGGACACCUCCCCAGAGCUGAGCUUCAGCGAAGUGAUGAUGCGCUACCACCAGCAAUCCCCGGACUCCGGCAACUCGUUCGGCUCGGCCACGAAAAAGUCGGCGUCGGAGCGAAAGACGAUGCCCGAAGUAGUUCCCGCAGCGCCCCCACCGGCGCAAAGGAAGAAGCGUUUCACCGCGCACGAACGGAAGAUGGUGUACGUGAAGAUCCUGCAGGACGCUCUCAGCAACCAAGACGCGUGCCCCAACAGCGCGCUCAUGGUGACGCCCGACGUGGAGACCGGCUGGUUCCUGGUCUCCUUCCACGUCUGGGUCCGACACGACCACCAGCCGCUCAAGGACGCCGUGGCCGCCAAGCGCUUCCCCAAGUCCGGUGCCACCUACUUCGUGCAUGGCGGCACCGGCACGCUCUGACGUCGACCUGUCGGAGCACCCGAUAAAAACGAGACUCGGGGAUCUGUAGGGGACAGGACAGCUUUUGCAGACGAGGAAUCGCUAUAGCCGCGCGCUGCAUGAGCAUGUGAAAUGGAAAGACGUUACAGCGUGAACUAAGGCAUUCACGAAAAAAGAAAGCGAAUAAAAAUAAACCUACAAGUACGAGCGCUACUAGCAAUGUGAUAGAACGUAAGAUUAACUUGAUUAACUUGAUAGACCAAUCUAAAAAAUGCAGCCAGUUCCACGAACUGAAAUGUGUCGAAGCAGCAGAGCUGUGUUCGUUCUGUUUCUGCGAUUGUCGCGUAUGUGUUUUUUUUCUCUCGCUGUGGUAGUCUUCGUUUUAGACCGAAGGAACGACCACAUCUCCGCUGUUUCGGCAGAUUUCACUUCGU
Messenger RNA from Dermacentor silvarum, 1388 nucleotides. RefSeq lists its product as uncharacterized. Lineage: Eukaryota; Metazoa; Arthropoda; Arachnida; Ixodida; Ixodidae. The coding region runs from base 64 to 975 and encodes 303 amino acids. The record is from RefSeq and is a predicted model, not a curated record. The transcript has 5 exons.